GCAGCGCGGAGUCCCGGGCCGGGACACAAAAUGGCGGCAGCGGCGCUGGGGAGGGCGAGGCGGAGGCGGCAAAACGGGCGGUCGAGCAGAACGUGUAGUCGCGUCCCCUCGAGUCCGCUCCGCGCAGCUGCUGACCGAAGGAGUCCCCAGGGGGCCCGUCCACUCCACUGCUGACCAGCCCAGUCACCUGUGCUGAGCCCACCUGAAGGCCUCAUUGCCACCUGUGUGGGACCCUGUGACGGGGGGACCGACUGGCCAGAGAAGAAAACCCUCUCAUGCUAGCGUUGCAGACCCCAGAGGGUCCCUUGUGGGUGCUGAGAUGGCCAAUGAGAAUCAUGGCAGCCCCCGGGAGGAAGCGUCUUUGCUGAGUCACUCCCCAGGGACCUCCAAUCAGAGCCAACCCUGCUCUCCAAAGCCUGCCCGCCUGCCGCAGGACCUCCCAGAGGAGCUGGUGCAUGCUGGCUGGGAGAAGUGCUGGAGCAGGAGGGAGAACCGGCCCUACUACUUCAACCGAUUCACCAACCAGUCCCUGUGGGAGAUGCCUGUGCUGGGCCAGCACGAUGUGAUUUCGGACCCUUUGGGGCUGAAUGCGACCCCAUUGCCCCAAGACUCAACCCUGGUGGAAAAUCCCCCGGCUGAGAACAAGCCCCGAAAGAGGCAGCUCUCAGAAGAGCAGCCGAGCGGCAAUGGUGUGAAGAAGCCCAAGAUUGAAAUCUCUGUGACAGCCACGGGCCAGUCUGUGCCCAGCUCACCUAGUGUCCCAGGAACCCCAAUUCUGAAGAUGUGGGGCGCAUCCCCUGAAGAUAAGCAGCAGGCAGCUCUCCUCCGGCCCACCGAGGUGUACUGGGACCUGGACAUCCAGACCAACGCUGUCAUCAAGCACCGGGGGCCUUCGGAGGUGCUGCCCCCACACCCCGAGGUGGAGCUGCUCCGCUCCCAGCUCAUCCUGAAGCUCCGGCAGCACUACCGGGAGCUGUGCCAGCAGCGGGAGGGCAUUGAACCUCCCCGGGAGUCUUUCAACCGCUGGAUGCUGGAGCGCAAGGUGGUGGACAAAGGCUCAGACCCCCUGUUGCCCAGCAACUGCGAACCAGUCGUGUCGCCUUCCAUGUUUCGAGAAAUCAUGAAUGACAUUCCCAUCAGGUUAUCGCGAAUCAAGUUCCGGGAGGAAGCCAAGCGCCUGCUCUUUAAGUACGCUGAGGCUGCCAGGCGGCUCAUCGAGUCCAGGAGUGCAUCCCCAGACAGCAGGAAGGUGGUCAAGUGGAACGUGGAAGACACCUUCAGCUGGCUGCGGAAAGACCACUCGGCCUCCAAGGAGGACUACAUGGACCGGCUCGAGCACCUGCGGAAGCAGUGUGGCCCUCAUGUCUCGGCUGCAGCCAAGGACUCCGUGGAAGGCAUCUGCAGCAAGAUCUACCACAUCUCCCUGGAGUAUGUCAAACGGAUACGUGAGAAGCACCUUGCUGUGCUCAAGGAAAACAACAUCUCAGAGGAGGUGGAGGCCUCUGAGGUAGAGCCUCGCCUCGUGUACUGCUACCCGGUCCGACUGGCUGUGUCUGCGCCCCCCAUGCCCAGCGUGGAGAUGCACAUGGAGAACAACGUGGUCUGCAUUCGUUAUAAGGGCGAGAUGGUCAAGGUCAGCCGCAACUACUUCAGCAAGCUGUGGCUCCUUUAUCGCUAUAGCUGCAUCGACGACUCUGCCUUUGAGAAGUUCCUGCCUCGAGUCUGGUGUCUCUUGCGGCGGUACCAGAUGAUGUUUGGUGUGGGCCUCUACGAGGGGACGGGCCUGCAGGGCUCCCUGCCCGUGCACGUCUUUGAGGCCCUCCACCGGCUCUUUGGUGUCAGCUUCGAGUGCUUCGCCUCACCCCUCAACUGCUACUUUCGCCAGUACUGCUCUGCCUUCCCCGACACAGAUGGUUACUUCGGCUCCCGAGGACCCUGCCUUGAUUUUUCCCCGAUGAGCGGCUCCUUCGAGGCCAACCCACCAUUCUGCGAGGAGCUCAUGGACGCUAUGGUGUCUCACUUUGAGAAACUGCUUGAGAGCUCCCUGGAGCCCCUGUCCUUCAUCGUGUUCAUCCCCGAGUGGCGGGAGCCCCCGACGCCUGCGCUCACCCGCAUGGAGCAGAGCCGCUUCAAACGCCACCAGCUGAUUCUGCCCGCCUUUGAGCACGAGUACCGGAGUGGCUCCCAGCACAUCUGCAAGAAGGAGGAAAUGCACUACAAGGCGGUCCACAACACAGCCGUGCUCUUCCUGCAGAACGAGCCGGGCUUCGCCAAGUGGGGCCCGACGCCCGAGCGGCUGCAGGAGCUGAGCGCCGCCUACCGGCAGUCAGGCCGCAACCACAGCUCCAGCUCCUCUUCAUCGUCCUCGGAGGCCAAGGACAGGGACUCGGGCCGGGAGCAGGGGCCCAGCCGUGACCCUCACCCCACUUAG
Molecule: messenger RNA, 2431 nt
Organism: Elephantulus edwardii (Cape elephant shrew)
Lineage: Eukaryota; Metazoa; Chordata; Mammalia; Macroscelidea; Macroscelididae
Gene: PCIF1
Product: PDX1 C-terminal inhibiting factor 1
Exons: 17
Coding region: 320-2431 (703 amino acids)
Cellular component (GO): nucleus
Molecular function (GO): RNA polymerase II C-terminal domain binding; mRNA (2'-O-methyladenosine-N6-)-methyltransferase activity
Source: RefSeq, a predicted model, not a curated record